Messenger RNA from Xyrichtys novacula (pearly razorfish), 10382 nucleotides. The record is from the annotation of a GenBank genome assembly. NCBI's taxonomy places the organism in Eukaryota, Metazoa, Chordata, Actinopteri, Labriformes, Labridae.
GACUGUCCCUCUGUCACACACACCCACACACACACACACAUACACACACUUGGACAAGCUUCUCUUAAACACACAUCAGUCUGCUUUCUAUAAAAACAUCCUCACUGUCAGUCGUCAACCAUUCGUUCAACAUGCACAGCAAAGAGCAGAUCAGGUAAGAAAGCAUCUUUACUGCAUCUCUAUUUUCUGAGUAUUUCUUAAACAUGUACAUGCAUUGUUGGGAACAUCAACAACUGAAUCUAAAAUGCAAGACUUUUGGAUUCUUUCGGAUCAGCUGGUUGAACAUCUGACUCUGAGAUAUGUUCUCUUUUAUAGUGAAGUUAAUAUUUAUGAACUUUACUGUAUGUCUGCAGUUUUGUGUCUUUGCUGCUGUCUUGUUCUGAUCUUCCUUUAAAAAGAGAGAGAUUUUUAACCUUAUUUGGACUGACCUGGUUAGAUGAAAGGUCAGAGAAAUUUAUCAAGUAGAAAUUUUUUUUAGUCUCCCAGUCGUAUACAAAAAUCACCAUCUUGUAAUCAUUGUCUGAUUUCUACAAAAAAUGUAUAGUCAUCUUUAUACAAUAUUAAAACUUGAUUAUAAUGUGAGUGUAAAGGGGCCAAAGGGAAAUCUGUCAAAUUGAAAAUUGCCUAAAUGUUCAAUAAGGGUGAGAUAUUUGAUAGAGGACAGGUUUCCACCAAUGCUUAGGUUGACUGAUGUAGUUUUAGGUGGAGAAAAGUGGAAAUAAAUCUUAGAUUGUGCAAAGACUUUAUAAAGAACAUGAUUGUGCUUCUCUUUGUGCUAAAUAAACUGUAUUUAAUAAUGUUCAAGAAAACCUCAGAUCUAGUGCAGAGGUUGAAAAAGUUAAUCUCAGCUACAUUAUUUGGAGGUGCUGCAUAAGAUCAACCCAAGAACUAACCAAUCAAGAGCAGUUUGGCUCUUUAGAUAGCUGUGCUCAUGAGUCAGCCCAUCACUAAUGGCGUUACUAUAAACUAAAAUAACUGACAUUAACGAUUAAUUGAUUUUAUUGGAAUGAACACGAGGGUCACAUUUUUUCCAAUAAUUAAGUUUCAUAAUGAAUUUCCUUAUCCAGAUGAUUAAGUCUUAUGUGAUUUUGUAACUCGGUAAUUAAAGAAAUGAAAAAAAAAAAAACAACACAAUGCAGCUCCACAAAGAACUCAUUUCAGUGUCCACUUGGGGCUGGUUCCAAAACCAAAGAGUCCAAUCAUAUGUACAAUUAUAUGAAAGGAUUGAACAUGUUUACAAGCUGCUUCAAAUAACAGUUUUGAUGACUUUGUCUCUUAUUUAACAGACAGCUAUGGGAGAUUUGUUUGUAUAUCUCAAUCUGUAAGAAUAUAUGAAGGCUGAUAGUUUCUUGAUUAUAAAAUAACUAGCUGGCAAAUAGCAAGCUUUUAAAUCUAGGGCAUAAAUGCAACACUCUAAAAAGUUCAUAAUUAUUUGUCUUGUAUGGUCAUUAAUAUAUGUGUUAUUUAUGUGUUUUGUGCAAAGAGGUUCGUUUAUAUAUGGGGAUGUGGCUUAUUUAACUAAACAGCUGCAUACAGAGGUUGGUCGGGAGGCUGGGCUGUAGCCUCAGCGCCGCCUCUUUUCGAAGUUUUAGAUCCGCCAAGGGUUAAUUAGAGUUAGCAUUUCUAAUUUGGUGGACACCAUCUUUACACCUCAGAACAGGUGACGAUACUGAGACUACAUCCAUGUUUAAAAAAUUAAUAAAUUUGUGUGUGUCCAAGAGGUGGAAAAUCAGUUCUCUCUACAUUAAAAAACAGAAGAAAAAAAGCAAUUGCCUCUUUGUCUUUUGGUGAAUGUAGCAUCAAUGGGUAUCAUUGUGUACACCUGAUUUAAACUAGCUUGCAGAAAACUGCUUGAAACCACCAUAAAAAUCUAAUACUCAUAAAAAAGGAGAUAUGAGGACAAGCUGAACUGGUCUUAAAUUAACCAGAGGACGUCAUGAACCUGGGGCCUGUUCUACGAAGCAGGAUUACUGCUUAGCGAGGUAACUUCGAGGGUAAGUUUGGGGUUUCCUGUUCUAUGACGCGGGUUCACUUCUUAGCGAGGCGAGUCAACAUGGCAACGUACGCUGAACGGCUAACCUGCUCCGGGGCAGGUUACGUUUCAGAUUGAACUCACCGAGUAUAAAAACCCCGCCCACUGACCAAUGAGCUCUCUCGAAAAAUGGCUUGUCUGUUCUUGGAGGAUCCUAUAGACCUCGGUGCUCACAUUGUCCGAGGAGCACUCCGGCGCGGGAGAGUUUUCAAGAACCGCAUGGACCCACUUACUUCUCCGGAUGACCACCUUUAUGAAAGGCUCAUAUGGCCGACAUAUCACACAAAAAUGUAAACACGAUAGGAAUGAACAAAUGAAUGGAUUAAUCUUGGAAAUGAAUGAGCAUGGGCUCCAUGGGCUGUGUGAUCACAGACAACAUUUAGUAGCAGCGCACGCCCCUUGUAAUAAUAACCCCCGUAAAAACUGUUGUUCAGGACUGCUUACUUGUGCUUCCUACCUACUGUAAUAGCCGUUGUUUGAGCCCACAUGCAACAUUUUUGUUCUCAUUCAUGAAAUGCUUAAAUCGCGGACAUUUUCGGGGACAGCUUUAGCCGGGGACAGAUCAUCCAAUUCGGGGACUGUCCCUGGAAAUCGGAGACGUCUGGUCACCUUAGUUAAAAGCGCAUGUUGAACAGUGCUAUUUCAGGGUGAUAAUAGCAUCAAAGAUUAAUUUUCUGCCAGGAUUCCUUCCGUGCUUUUGCAGCGGCGAUGGUAUCGCUUUUGAUAUUUAUGAUAGAUCUGAAUUCUUCAUACUUUCUCAUGAUUGUCUCCUGUUCCUCGUUUUUAAAGUAUGCGGUCUUUUGCUCUCCUGCCUGCUCUGACGCUCUAGACUGGUCCAUGUUCGCGAUUGGUCAGAUGCGGCGGGCUCCGCCUUACAUGUGUGCACGCGCUCAUAGCAAAGCUGGAUCUACUUACGAAGUUGAUAACCAGCGUCGUAAGACCGUUUAGCGAGACUGCUGGCUACCGCGCUAAGUUGAGCAAGGUAGCUCCAAGGCUAGCUUGCUAGGUUGAACUUGCUUCGUAGAACAGGCCCCUGGGUAAACCCAAGUCCUGCAGCAGCAUUAUUAUAACUGAUGAACAUGCCGCAGCAGAAAAAAAUCAGAUAAUAAAUUGUUCCCUCUGUCUUCUUCUUUUCCUGUCUCCAGUCAUGAUGAAUACCAGAAAACAGCUGAUUGGUUGAUGUCUCAGACGAAGCACCGCCCCCAGGUGGCGAUUAUCUGUGGGUCUGGACUGGGCAUGCUCGCUGACACACUCAAGUGUCAGGACAUCUUUGAGUAUUCUGAUAUACCAGGGUUUCCACAGAGCACAGGUAAUCUCUACACAGGUUUAUUUAAAAAUAUACAACCUUGAAAAAUAUGUUUGAGGGAAUAUUUGAUAUUUUAUAGUUAGCCGAUUGCAUAGGCUGAUCACUGUGUAAAUCAUUGAUCUUGCAGUGCAGGGUCAUGCAGGUCGACUUGUUUUCGGGGAGCUGAAGGGGAAGACAUGUGUUUGCAUGCAGGGACGCUUCCACAUGUAUGAAGGGCACUCACUUCUCAAGGUACAAAUACACACUUUUCAAUGUACAAAUACAUACUUCUUAAGGUACAAAUACACAAUUAAAGUUAAAAAUGUCUUUCAGCAGUGUGAUUUAUGUUCAUGAAACAGUCCAGUCCUGUCAAAGGAAAUGAGAAACAAAGCUCAAAAUUCACUGUUUACUGUGAUUUGUCAGUUAUGUAAGACUGCAGCUGAAAGAAUUAACUCACCCUAACAGGCUGUGAAAUGUCCUUGGAUAUGCGACACGAAAGAGUUGCUUGUUUAAGCUAAGAGGAAAAGAUGUUGGGUCUUUAAUUUACAAAACCCUGUCCACUAAAAUGAUGGGUUUCUGAUUUUACGUGCUGCAAAAUAAAAGAAAAAACAGUUCGUAAAUGAAGAAGUGUUAUAAAUACUGGGAGGAGGAUUUGUUAUUGGUGGAGUUAGGACCACAAGAAGCAGAAAUGGAGCUAAAGUGGACAUGGAGUAAGCUGCAGGGCGUUAAGUGUCCACCUGAGGCUGCCCCUAAAAGUCAAAGAAUCCCCAUCAAUCAAGCCCUAUAUUAAAUGCUCAUUUUUACAGUGGACUUGAACUCUCAUUUCUUUAUCAGUAACAAGUGUAAAAGUGUUUAACUUGGGUGAUUAUGGGCACUGCUGAGCUGACAAACACAUGGGCCCAUUUAACCCAUUUGCUAAGAGGCUGAAGGCCCACUGCAGCUCCACCUUUUUUUUUUCCUUUUAGGCUCAUUAUAGGGUCAGUUGAGUCAGUAUUGUUGAUGAGUGAUAUGCACAUAUAAACACUUUUUAGUCAGCACCAGAUUUACCAGACUUGACAAAUUAUCAGUUAUUUUUAGUAUCUUCAGCCAUUGUCAUUUACAUGUUGACUCUAUGAUCCUAUGAUUAAAUGUCAUAUAAAAAAAACUAUAAUCAAUAUUGACUUCAUAUUCAGUCCUUUAAGCUAAUCGUUUGGUCAAAAUGUUUAAUAUUUUCUUUUAUUUAUUUUUUUAUUUUGGCUUUAAACAAAAACACAUUUGUCAUAGGCUAAUAGCACUCCCACCAACAGCUGUCUAAACCCGAAACAGCUUAGUCACACAACCCAAACACAUAUGGCUGUUUGUAAUCAGCAGCAUGUGAGUGAACCUGUAACACAACCCGUGAGAGCUACAUGAUUGUGUGUGUGUUCAUGUAUGUGCUUGUUCAUGUAUGCAUGCAUGCGUGUGUCAGCAGUGAACCCAGAUCAGGUCAUGCAUUUGUCACAUGCAGCCUUUUAGCAGACUGUUCAAUGCUGCUAUUGUUUUCCCUUCUCUGUCUCGCACGCACGCACGCACACACACACACACACACACACAUUUUUUGUGACAAUGCUCAUCUUUGCUCCUUAACAGUAAAACUACUAAACUGGCACUAUUAUUUGAGUCUUAAUUCUGAUAUGAUGUUCAGGUUUUGCACACAGUUCCACCUGUAAGGCUGUACACAGGGCAAAAAAAACCCACAAGGACAUUACAUAAGGGUCAUCUGACUCUGCCUGAAAGUUUUACCAAGAGGGCAAAAAUGUCAGACGUCCAGUAUCACAUUAGCGCUGCUGCCACAGCAACAGGGCCAUGUCUUAAAUGUGGGGUAGGCAGGAAUCUGUUAAGAAGCAUCUUUUUUUGUGGUGUAUAUACAAAAAAGCUUUUGAUAUCAGUCAAUAGAUAUUAGUUAUUGAUGAUCUUUGGGAAUAUCACGAUAUAGCUGUAUUUUGUUAUGUUUGUUAUUGAUUGGUUGUGAGGCAGAUGCUGCUCCCCCGUGUCGUUCAGGAGCCCAAACAAAAUUAUUGUGCUAUAACAUCAGACAGUAGAAACCAACCAGAAAGUACAGAAUUUGUCUGAAUCCUCCUUUAGCCACGACCACCAACACAAGCAAGAAAACAAACUAAAUACCGGAGACUCUGGCAGAAUAACAGGCGCUUAAAAUGGAGGUAGACCGGACAAGAGCUAAGAAGCCGGGUCAACAAUGAUGGGGGACAUUUCGGGAUCUUACAAACCCUGUAAUCUUUCUGCGGAACAGGUAAACCGCUUUAACAAAGUAAGCCAAGUAAUCCAGAAGUGUUUCUUGUCAAACGAGACCUGCUGUAUGUUGUAGUGCCGCUAAACUGUUUACCUCGGGAGUAUGUCAUUUUAUGCUAGUUGUAGAAGUCCUGCAAACAUUGGGCUCUAUUUUCGUGCCUCGCCGGAGACGUGCCGCAAGCGCAGCGUCAGUCAGAUCCACCGCGCUGACAAGGCGUUCCCAAGCACAUUUUGGUAUUUUGGUGAGCCGCGCAGCCCGGCGUAAGUAUCCCCCCUCCCUAACUCAGCUCCUCCCAGCAGCAUAAGUCGUAGACGGGGAGGAGAGAGGGCGUGGAGUGGGUUUAACACAGCCGAGACCUGUUUUCACCAAUCACAUAAGCUCCUCUCCUUGCCUUUAAAUCCGCCACAGGUGAGGCAUAUUACUAUUUUCAUGAAGUAGUCAAAGAGAUCAGGAGAUGUCUUAAGACAGUAAUGCCACAAGAUGGCGACAGAGGGCAGCUCCUCAACAAGUGUCCUCCACACUCUCUCAUAUGAGCACAGAUGGAUUUGGUGUGUGUAAUGUUGGACCCACUGGUAAGACAAACACCCUUUUCCACAAACAAAGACACUCACAUAAAGUUGCAUAUAUUCAAACCUCACGUGACAAAGGUGGGUUGAGCGCACAGAUCACAACAUAAACUCCAAAAAUGGCAUUAAAAUUGGAACCAUCUGUGCGUAAAUGACACAUCGCGCUCCGUGGCCUGGCUCUUUCUUUUAUAGAUGUUGGCAUAUAAAAUAAAUUUGGCUCACAAAACUGAAUAGCAGGACGGAGAGAGGACACGGAGACAUGUCCAGGUCGAGCUGUGCGAGAAAUAAGAGGAAGAGGAAGAAAGAAAAGGAGGGAGACGAAUUACAUAUCUUGUUAACUUCAUCAUGUGUGUUUAUUUACCAGAUAUUUAAUUUAAUUUAAUGCGGUUUCAGCUGUGUUAAUUCGGUCAGGUUGUGUGGCCAAACGCGUGCCAAACGCGCUCAUCAGAUCACAUUUAGAUCAGAAUAUAUCUAUAUAGAUCUAAAUGUAUGUGCUGACUCAGAUUAUUAGUUGUUGAUGAUUAUUUAUUGCACUGAAAUGUGCCUGACACUGUGGAAACCUGCCGGUGAGGCAUCAGUGACGUAUGUCGAUACGCCGCCGGUCUACCAAAAUACUACUAGGCCAGCUGCGCUCUGCCAUGCGCUGAAAGCUGACCAGGUUUGAAUCAGCGAGCUUUCAGCGCACUUUACACGCCGGUGGCGAGCACGAAAAUGUCACUGCGCCUGCUGAUUCUGUCGACACCUCCCCCUGCCACGCCACCACGCCCAGCUUGGCGGAUCUCGGCUCGCCUCCGUGCGGCUCAGUCCACGAAAAUACCAAACUGGCCUUACGCCGGGCUCCGCCAGACGAAAAUACAACUGUGCGGGGCUCGCCGCCCUCCGCCGCCUCACCGGCGUGCACGAAAAUAGAGCCCAUUGUGUUUGCUGGUAAUCUGUUGGCAUCCACAGUAGCACCAAUGCUUUUUACUUUCAUGUCAACUGGGCUCCGUUUGUAAUUAUCUGAAGUACAGUACAGGCCAAAAGUUUGGACACACCUUCUCAUUCAGUGUCUUUUCUUUAUUUUUUUAUAUGACUAUUUACAUUGUAGAUUAUUACUGAAGGCAUUAAAACUAUGAAUGAACACAUGUAGAAUUUUGUACUCAUAAAAAAAGUGUGAAAUAACCAAAAACAUGUUUUAUAUUCUAGUUUCUUUAAAAUAGCCAAGCUUUGCUCUUGAUGACAGAAGUACCUUGUCAGGGUUACUUCAGGCACUCCUGUGAAGUAAAAACCAUUUCAGGUGACUACCUCAUGAAGCUCAUUGAGAGAACAGCUAAAGUUUGCAGCGCUAUCAAAAAAGCAAAGGGUGGCUACUUUGAGAAAUCUAAAAUAUAAAACAUGUUUUCAGUUAUUUCACACUUUUUUCUUAAGCACAUGAUUCCACAUGUGUUCAUUCAUAGUUUUGAGAAUCUACAAUUUAAAUAGUAAUGAAAACAAAGAAAAUGCAUUGAAUGAGAAGGUGUGUCCAAACUUUUGGCCUGUACUGUAUUUACCUGCAUUAUAUCUGAAUUUAAUGUGAACGAUAAGAGCGAGCAGGAGCGUCUGUUUGUGGGCAGGGCUUGCUGGAGCAGAGAGGGAGGGGAGAGGAGGAGCUGAGGGGAAAACUGGUUGGGAGGGGUAGAGUUUACAUUCAAGAUUUCUCCCAAAAACUGGCACUUCCUCAGAUCCUGCCAACCCCGCCUUUAAGGAUUGGCCUGGGGUGGCAUAGACCCCCAUGACUUGUGGAUGGUCCCUACAGAAAGCACAAACUAUGGCCAGCUACUUGUCUUGUUAGAGGAAGGGCCUCAAAGUAAAGUAAAAUCAACAGUUUGGACUUUUUUAAAACUUUUGACUACUGUAUAUAUGAAGAUAGUCACUGCACCAGCUUCUUAUUACACUGUAAAAAAGUGAAACCAAAACGCUCAUGACACACGUUUAACUAAAAAGAGAGGCAAAAAUCCCUAACAGUAUCACAUAAUAAUCUUAAUUGUGACUUUAUGCAUGCAUCUUGUUUUACAGUUAUCAAACAACUCAGCCCAUAAUAGUGUUGCUGCUGUUUUUAUUUUUUUUUGCACAGACUAUAACCACAGAUUUAAGAUCUUUAUGAUGCUGAAAAGACAUUACCAUAAUGACCCUGAGAUAGGAUUAGUACAACUGAAAGUUUUAGGAUUGCCAAUAUUUGUUAAAGCAGUGGACGAUGUUUCUUAAUAUGAAAACUUAUCCACCUGUCUGUUCAAUAGACAACAUUCCCGGUUCGAGUCUUUAAGCUGUUGGGGGUGGAGACUCUGAUUGUGACAAAUGCUGCCGGUUCACUGGCUGACGGCCUGAAACCUGGUGACAUCAUGAUCAUCAAAGACCACGUCAACUUCCCAGGAUUGGUUGGUCUGAACCCACUAAGUGGACCCAACGAUGACAAGUAACACCGAUUUCUAUACUUAUAUUAGUUGUUGCUUGUUUUAUAUUUUUGUUUAUCUUUAUGUUGUUUGCCUCAUUAAAUAUGAAGAUUGUUUAACUGCCAUAGUUUUGUUUCAGUAAUUGAAUGUGUUUAUUAUCUUAUCCUCCAGGUUUGGUCCUCGUUUCCCAGCCAUGUCAGGUUGUUACGAUAAGGGCCUGAGAUGCCAAGCUAUGGAAAUUGCCAAAGAACUUGGCGUUUCUGGCCUCAUGCAGGAGGGCGUGUACGCCAUGGUUGGUGGGCCAAAUUUUGAAUCAAUUGCAGAGGCCCAACUGCUGCAUCGACUGGGAGUGGAUGCUGUCGGUAAGACAAACUUGUUUAACGGUUUUGUCAGAUUGUGCAUUCAUAACUUUGUAACUUAGUUAAAUGAUGCUUAACUUGAGGUCUAUGUUCAACUUGAACAGGUGAGUUUAAAUAAAUUGACACCCCUGUUGUCAGUGUGGUCCAAAAAAUUAGCUGCAAGGACCAAAAUCUGUUCAUUGUAACAGUUUUCAAUAGUGUAAGCAUUUUAAUGUUGUGGUCAGAGAGGAAUGACUCACUUUUGGGGCAGCCCUCUGGUGGCCAUUGGAGGUACUGCAGGCUGGCCUUAUCUUUCAGCUCAUCUACUUCCUGUUGUGUGUUUACAGGUAUGAGCACUGCUCCUGAAGUUGUGGUGGCGACUCACUGCGGUCUGAGAGUCUUUGGCCUCUCUCUGAUCACCAAUAAGGUAAACACAUUGAUCACCAGCUCGAUUGAUUGAUGAUUUAAAGAUCACUUGUUUGAUUCGUGGUUUGGUGUAUUGAUUGGCAGGUGGUGAAGAGUUACGAGGACUCGGACAGCGUGAACCACGAGGGCGUCCUGGAGGUCGGUCGCCUGCGCUCUUCAACCGUCCAGCAGCUGGUGACAGAGCUGAUUGGCAAGAUGGAGAUCAAUAACAACAACAUGAUACCUAAUGCUGUUUAAACACACACAGACACACUCUGUAUAUAACUGACUGUUGUAUUUACAGCGUUUUUUAAAGACUUUUUCAGAAAAUUAUGAUUAAUCCUCCUUUGUUGCUCUGUAACAUCGCUGUACCAAAAUCUGUAUUUAUUCUAAAAAGUUGCUUCAUAUUUUUCCAUCAGGGUAAAUCUGAAUGUAAGUAUUUGUUGUGAUAUUUUCCCUCAGUUUUACAGAUUAAUAUAAUAUGACCACUGUAUUUGAUGGUGCUUUAAUAUAAAAAUACAUGAGACAGAGACUUUUAUUUGAGAUCGCUCUCUUGUACAUUGUUUCUCUUUGAUAAUGGGAUUUUAUUUUGUCAAAAGUUCCACCUAAUAUCUUCUUAUCUAAUUAAACCUUGUGACAAUCCUCCUGUGAGCUAAACCUGACUGAUAUUUUUGUCUUUAUAUCGUCCUUCUGAUAUCUUUUUAGCAGCUUUACAUGAUUUAUACUUAAACAAAUUUACGUUUCAGACUGCUGUCUUUGAAAACCUUCAUUCAAGGUGACUGUCUUUUUACAGCCCUCCCAGCAUUCUAGAAGCCUCCUUCAUUGCUGCCAUGCAACAAAGUUCUAUUGUGUUUUCAUAAAAUGGUGAACUUGCCCUUUUAAGGAGGUUUGCUGUCUGAUGAUGUCACCAAUUGAGCAAACCUUAUGUUGACCUUGUUGAAUUCUCGUGUGAUUUUUUGGAUGAGCCAUAUAAACCUUGUAAUCUGAAACUUAGCUCAUAUUUAUUACAGAUGUUCAACUUUUAACUUAUUUAUUUCGAAAUAUGACAAAAAUUUAAUAAAACCUCUUUAACUAUUAAA